AUGAAUUACCGGCAUAUGAAUGAAAUCGAGGUUAUUUUAGCGUUUUUGAACUUUUGUGAUUUUUCAGUGUUCACUGUUAGCGAUGCUGAGCUAUCGAUGAUGGUUCGUCAUGGGGUGAUCAAGGGUGGUGGUGACGCGGAUAGUCGUUUCGCCAGCAAUUAUGUUGUACGACUUCGUGGCCUGCCGUACAGCGCUACAGCUAACGAUAUCAAAGAAUUCUUUUCAGGCCUGGAAGUAGCGGAUGUGGUAAUCGACAAAGAACCGGGGGGCCGACCUUCGGGGGAGGCAUUCGUGCGGUUGGCAAGCAAGGAACACGCGGAAUUGGCUUUGGAGAGAAGCAAAAACUACAUGGGUUCAAGAUAUGUCGAAGUUUUCCGUAGCUCGGCUGAAGAAAUGGAACAUAGCUUUUAUGCAUCACGUGGAAUACCACCACCAAGCAGUGGGCCUGUCCCGCUGCGUGGCCUGAGCCCAUCGCUUGAGUUUCGUUUUCGUGAACGCUACGGUGGAGAAUAUCCAGGUCGUUUUGGUGGACCCAUGCGACUUUCAAGCGUACAUCUCCGUCCAUCACCAUACGAACGACCAUUUAUGGACAGAGAGCGUUAUCUACGAUAUGGCGGACGCUAUGAGCCGGAAUUUGAGGAUACAAUGUAUGAUCCGGCAAAAGUGUUCAUGCGAGGGCUUCCGUAUAGCGUCACAACACUGGACAUUGAGGAAUUUUUCCGACCACUCAAUUGCGUUGAAAUAAAAUUGGGCUAUAACGAAGAGCGCCGUCUUUCUGGCGAUGCUUUGGUGACAUUUUCGACAAUGGCGGAAGCGCGUGAGGCUCUGACACGCAAUAAAAAGAAUAUGGGAACUAGGUAA
This is a messenger RNA of Gongylonema pulchrum, 861 nucleotides long. NCBI's taxonomy places the organism in Eukaryota, Metazoa, Nematoda, Chromadorea, Rhabditida, Gongylonematidae. The record is from the annotation of a GenBank genome assembly.